This is a messenger RNA of Gastrolobium bilobum, 1422 nucleotides long. Its product is annotated as UDP-glucose flavonoid 3-O-glucosyltransferase 7-like. Bases 1 to 1422 code for a protein of 473 amino acids. Gene Ontology annotation, molecular function: UDP-glycosyltransferase activity. NCBI's taxonomy places the organism in Eukaryota, Viridiplantae, Streptophyta, Magnoliopsida, Fabales, Fabaceae. The record is from RefSeq and is a predicted model, not a curated record. The transcript has a single exon.
AUGGAAAAAUCCCGAGCAUUAAAAAUAUACUUCCUGCCAUUCUUAGCACAGGGACACCUGAUUCCUCUUGUUCACUUGGCUCGAUUGGUGGCUUCACGAGGUCAGCAAGUGACUAUCAUCACUACUCCCUCCAACGCUCAAAUAUUUGAUAAAACAAUUGAGGAGGAUAAAGCAUUGGGCUACCACACCCGUGUUCACAUCAUCAAAUUCCCAUCCAACCAGGUUGGUCUCCCAGAUGGAGUGGAGAACUUGUUUGCGGCCUCAGACAACCAAACAGCUGGCAAGAUACAUAUGGCUGCUCAUCUUAUGCAGCCACAAGUCGAGGCUUUCAUGAAGCAGAGCCCUCCGGAUAUUUUAAUUCCAGACAUCAUGUUCACAUGGAGUGAAGCUUCAGCCAAACUCCUUGGAAUCCCAAGGCUCGUUUUCAAUCCUAUCUCCAUUUUCGACGUUUGCAUGAUCGAAGCCAUUAAGAGUCACCCAGAAGCGUUCGCUUCUGAUUCAGGGCCCUAUCAUAUCCCGGGUCUCCCACACCCACUUACCCUACCCAUUAAGCCAUCACCUGGCUUUGCAAGAGUCACUGAAUCUCUGGUGGACGCUGAGAAGGGAAGCCACGGCGUUAUUGUAAACAGCUUCGCCGAGCUUGACGUGGAAUAUACCGAACAUUAUGAGAAGCUCACCGGGCGCAAGGUGUGGCAUAUUGGACCUACUUCGCUCAUGGUACAAAAGACAGUGCCAAGCGCAGUGGGUGAUGAGUACGAGUGCCUGAGUUGGCUAACCUCCAAGACACAAGAUUCUGUCGUUUACAUUUGCUUUGGGAGCCUGUGCCGUUUGUCCGACGAGCAGCUUUUCGAGAUAGCGAGUGGGCUUGAGUCCUCAGGGCAUCAAUUCCUUUGGGUUGUGCAUCGGAAAAACGACGGCAAAGAAGAACAAGAAUGGUUGCCAGAAGGUUUCGAAGAAAAGAUGAGGAAAGAAAACAGAGGAAUGAUCAUCAAGGGAUGGGCCCCACAGCCGUUGAUCUUGAAUCAUCCUUCCACAGGAGGGUUUCUAACUCACUGUGGAUGGAACGCUGUGGCGGAAGCCAUCAGUGCUGGGGUUCCAAUGAUCACCAUGCCGGGUUUCGGCGACCAGUAUUAUAACGAGAAGCUGAUAACUGAGGUACAUGGUUUUGGGGUAGAGGUGGGCGCAGCAGAAUGGAGCAUAUCGCCUUAUGAUGCUAAGAAGAAACUGGUGAGUGGGGAACGGAUAGAGAAGGCUGUAAAGAGGUUAAUGGAUGGCGGGGAGGAAGGUAGGCAAAUCAGAAGCAAAGCCAAAGAGAUGCAACAGAAAGCAUGGAAAGCCGUUCAAGAAGGUGGAUCCUCCCACAACAGUCUCACGGUCCUCGUAGACCACCUUAACAGCCUCCUGCCCAAGCCUGCAAAUUAG